Molecule: messenger RNA, 2540 nt
Organism: Scatophagus argus
Lineage: Eukaryota; Metazoa; Chordata; Actinopteri; Scatophagidae
Exons: 2
Coding region: 262-1146 (294 amino acids)
Source: RefSeq, a predicted model, not a curated record
GAUUUUAUGAUCUUCUUCACUGGAACUCAUAGCGUGUGCUUAGUGGUUUGUCAGUGGCGGAUGGAAAAAAAAAAAGUAAUCAACGAAAAAUUCUUUGGAAAACAACUCCACACACGUAGCGAUUGCAUAAUCAGCAUGCUCAUUCGCUACUGUAUAUAAAGGGCAGUUGCCUGUCGGUUAGCACAGCACAAUUCUGCAAAUUCAGAAUUCAGUUGACUUCUUACAGCCAAACAUUCACCUUCAGCAGACUUUUUACCCGCAAUGGCCACAUACAUCACACACCUUGCCGUGUCCCUCAAUGAGAGUGAUGAGAAAUCCCUCCAGUCACAAGGCUUCAAGAAAAUCGAAGCUGAUCUAAAGGAAGGGACACGCGCACGUCCAAUCCACCUGUGGUACAAAAAACAAGCCGACUCAAAGCCAAUCACCAGGCUUCAACUUACAUUCAAUGCUGACAUGGAUGAUGGAUUGAUCAAUGCAGGGUACGUAAAGAUCGCCAAAAACCUCAAUGCUGGAACACGAGGUAAUGAAAUCUACCUCUGGUACUUCAAAGGGGAAACAGAGUAUGACACUCCCAUAGUGGACAUCAGUGUCACUACACAUGCCAAUGCUGAAGCCGGGAUGUUGAAAUUUAACUAUGAGAGACUGGCCUGUGAUGUGAACCGUCACGCUGGAGGGAACUGGAUCCACAUCUGGCUGAAGAGAGAGAAACAAACAUACAUCUGCGACAUCACUGCCACCGACAAUUACGGGUCUGACAAAAACUACUUUGAUGAAGGUUACGUCCGUGUGGAUGAAGACACCAACAGGGGUGCAGGAGGAGCUUAUGUCUUCAUCUGGCACCGUCAGACCACCGACCCCAAGCGUGCACUCACUGAUGUGCAAAUCUCCACCAAUGAUGAUGAAUAUCAGUCCUUCCAGCAGCAGCAGUACACUCUAGUGGACGCCGACCUCAACCAGGGCACUGGAGGUAAUCCAGUGUACCUGUGGACAAAGAAAAUGCAAGGCAACGAUCCCAUUAAGUCCAUCACCCUGAUUCUCAACCCAGCUGCUUUUCAUGUGCACGAGAGGGCUGGUGCCAGAGUGAUUGGAAAGAAUCUCAACACGGGCAACCGCGGCAGCGUGGAGUACCUGAGCGUUCAUCCUUGAAGGCCUCAGAAAGCCUUCGUCCUGGCAGCAGAGCUGAGAAUUCUCAACACGAGCAGCAAGAAAAGUCCAACAAUGUUGUUAAAUCUUUUUGGCGAUGGCCUCUUCAGCUUUUUCUUCAGCAUAUAAAAACCAACGUGAUUAAUUAUACUACAGAAAUGCUACUGGUAUCACCAAUAAAUGAUGUCAUUGAUGUUAUGUGAUUGAAUGAACUGAAUGAAUAUUAAGGUUCUGUAUCAUUUCAUUCUGCACUUCUCCUGCUUUUCAAUAAAGUGUGUUUGCUUCAGAAUUGGAGUAUUUUCUGGUGUUACCAUCUUAUUUCCGUCACUGUUAUCAUUCCGACAGAUCAGGGCCCGUAUUUAUCAAACUUUGCUCACUUUUAUUAUUUGCAAACUUAACAUUACAUUAGGAUUUUCUAAUGAUGUGAAAAUAGUCUGUAACACAGCUCAGGAGGUCUCUCAAACACACACCCUUUGAGAAGUGUUUUUAAAAAAUAUCAUCAGUCGAGGUGAAUAAAUAAAUGAAUUUAAAAAAUGAACGAAAGAAUGCAUAAAUAGGAAAGUAUCACUGAGUGACGAGCUAUUAGGUCUUUUAUUUGCAUUGAUAGCAACAUCUGAUAGGAAGUUAGGUCAUUUUUGUUUCUUUAAUGGCAUUUAUCAGGGGUGCAAACAAAAAGAAGAAAGCUGAUACCACUUUUGUGUGCAAUCAUUUCCCACACAUUAUUGUCUCCAAUUGUAAUACAGUAGUUCUAAUGUUGUUUGUUGACCUGCUCCCGGUUUGGAUCCAUUAUAAACUGUUUUCUAUGAAGUCAUCCCAUUUUAUAUUGUAAAUAUACCAGAUUAUUACAUAUUUAUUAACUCCACAAAGGUGGUCACAUUUUCAGUCUGCUUUGUUUUUCUGUCAGCAGAAUUACUUCAGAACUACUGGCCUGAUUUUCAUGAAACUUGCUUGUAGGGUGUCACAUGGGCCAAGAAAGGACCCAUCAAAUUUCUGACAGGCUCCAAAUCACAGGGCAAAUACAUGAAUUGUUUUUCACUUUAGAGAAGGAAUUUAGUGAAUGAAUUUUAAAUUUAGCCAAGUGUGCCAUUGCCCUUUAUUACAUACAUCAGCUGAACUAAUAACUUGAACUGACUGAUAUUUGACAGAGUUGUGGAAUGAAAAAUCCUAUUUAUUGCAGUGCUCUGAGGGAAAUUCAGGCCAAUUUCUUUUGUUUGUCAGAUAAAACAGUGGCGUCUUGGCUCAGAAGAAGCUAAAAUUGGAGAUUUUUGCAACACUCACUCACUCACUCACUCACUCACUCGCAGUGGAAAGAAAGGUUUGUGGAGUGGCUGUAACACGUUCUGCUCUAUCAUCUCACACUGACUUUGGUUCAUUGGUUAGUUUGCUCUGUAUGCAUC